Messenger RNA from Penaeus vannamei (Pacific white shrimp), 117 nucleotides. The record is from RefSeq and is a predicted model, not a curated record. Lineage: Eukaryota; Metazoa; Arthropoda; Malacostraca; Decapoda; Penaeidae.
AUCCAUUCGCUUACUCAGAGAGUCUAUCAGCUGGUGAAAGCCCUCUUCCCAAUUCUUCCAGGCGAGGGAGAGAACAUUAUUUUGCAGAACGAGGAGAAUGAAGGACAAGAAAUGUAA